AUGUUGGACUCCCCGAUUUGUGUGGAGAAAUGCCCGAUAGAUACCGCGCACCACCACAAAUGCUGGGACAGUUCGGAGAAGAUGAACCGCAUCGUUCAGGACUAUCCGUCCCAUCACUUCGGAUAUUUCUGCAAGCCCCUCGACAAAGCGCUCAAGAAGGAGGUCCAUGAGUACAGCUUCCAGCAGGAGAAAGGUGUCAUCCUGAGGCUGUGGGGCGUUCUAUCCAGGACUUGGUAUGUCCUGGUGAUGGGCGCUGUGAUCACCGGGCUCAUAGGGUACUUCUACAUCUUCCUGCUUUUCAUCAGCCCGGAAGUCGUGGCAGCAUGGUGCACCGUCAUAUUGACGGUCCUGCCAAUGGGAACCGGCGCAUUUAUUCUCUACACCACAUCCCACCCAGGCUCGCCACUGGCCGCCGCGUUUUUCGAAGACACGGAGUAUUCGACGACAGAGAGGUAUGUGGCAGGCACCGUUCUUCUAGUUGCUGGCAUGAUCGCUGCAUGCAUCGCAUCGGGUCAGCGGAAGUACAUCGAGGCUACGACUUUCUGUCUGGACACCGCUGGCGACUGCUUGACAGAGGAGUGGAGCAUUCUCUUGGAGCCCCUCAUCUCCGUUGCUGCCAAGGUUUUCAUCGCGUCGCUGGGCUUCUUCGUCCUCUUCAACCUGGCAUCGAUGAAUGUGGUAGAAACCCAGAUUUCCAUCGGAACAUCCUUACAGAAGAAGGAGUACAUCGAAUGGAGCACGCAGGCGAAGUGCAAACUGGUCUUCUUCCUGAUAUAUCUCAUUUGGGUAGAAGAGACUGUUGUCGCAACAUCGCGCUACGUGAUGGCUUAUGCCACAGAGGUCUGGUAUUUCACCGAGCCGGGCGAUGAUGGGCGUCGGGAACGCUCCUAUACUUGCCUGCUUCUUGAGGCUUACUGGAAUGUUCUACGCUACCACAGCGGGAGCAUGGCCAUGGGCUCCUUCAUCUACGUCUUUGGGCGCAUUCCGGCCAAUGUGGUGCGGCUUCUGCGGCACUGUGGCUUCGGAGCUCAAUGCUGCUACAUAGAUAUUUUGUACAACAUGGCUUUCGGUGCCUCUGGAUCUUUCGCGUACAUGGACCUGCCGCUCACCUCCACCGGCUACUUCCGGGGAGGGGUUCGAGCCCUGCAGGUGCUGUCGGGCGAGAUUGCAAAUGUACACCGACUCCAGGGGGCCCUUUGGAUUUUUCACCUGGCCGGAGUCGGCGUUUGCACAGUAGGUGCGGCCUACUCCGUCAAUGGCAUCAUAGACGUGGUCCCAAGUUUCUCGGAUCCCAGCAGUGACCUGUUCAUCUGGGACACGAGCACCGUUUUCAUCUCUACGGGCUUGGUCGGGCUGCUCAUUGGCCGAAGCAUCAUGCUGGUCUUUGACACAGUGUUCGAUACCAUCAUCUACUGCUACGCUCUGGAGAUGCGGCGGCAGAAGCAUGAAAGCCUCCUGCGCAUGAUGGCGGCUGAUGGAGACGGUGACGGUAUUCCGGACUACCUCUGCUUCUUGCCCCGACCUGGUGACAGCUCUGACGAGGAAAAUCCCGACAUGCUGCCCGGCACGCUCCUGACGGGCAGCUUUGCGCCCAACAGGCAGUGGCAGGGAAGUUCAGCGCUUUCUGCGUGCGGUGCUUGA
Molecule: messenger RNA, 1641 nt
Organism: Symbiodinium sp. CCMP2456
Lineage: Eukaryota; Dinophyceae; Suessiales; Symbiodiniaceae
Source: the annotation of a GenBank genome assembly